Messenger RNA from Trypanosoma conorhini, 1656 nucleotides. RefSeq lists its product as uncharacterized. Lineage: Eukaryota; Euglenozoa; Kinetoplastea; Trypanosomatida; Trypanosomatidae. Bases 1 to 1656 code for a protein of 551 amino acids. The record is from RefSeq and is a predicted model, not a curated record. The transcript has a single exon.
AUGGCCCCGAAGAAGAAGGCUGCCGCCGCAAAGGAGGUGGAGGCUGAGGAGUGCGCCACGGUGGAGGCCACAACCACCACGCCACCGAUGUCUCCGCCAAAUGAGGCGUCGCGCCCUGGCGGCAGCGCGGCGGAGUUGUACGCGACACUUCAAGCUGCCGUUGCGGAAGAUCCUGCGAAAGUGAAUGAUUUUGUGCGGGAACUACUUCAGGCGCUGAGCGACGCGGAAAGCCCGGACGCGCCGCUGCUGGUCCGUGUGCGUACCCUAGAGUUUAUUAGCCACUACGGGCAGCACCUGAGAGACGGCAAUGCCCUUAAAAAGAUUGUAACCUCUCUCGUUAAAAUCCUGAGUGGGCCAGAGGACACGCCGCAACUUCUCGUCGCCGCUGUGCAGGGGCUCUCGUCGCUAGGCCCGGUCUCGGUGCUGGACAAGAAGUGGGAGUAUUUGUCCCGUGAGGGGGCGGAUGUGCUGAUGCAGGUCAUGCUGGACGAGGAAGGAUUUGCGGAGGCCGUGCGACAAGCUGCCUCCAAGGCGUUGGACUCCCUUAUCCACACUGCCUUCCGUCCUGUCGUGACGAAGCUGCUGCACUGGAUAAGCGACAAUCGUGAGACAGAGAGUGAAGAGCAACUGAAGAAGGAGCGACGCAUGGCCAUGGCGCGGCUAAGGAAGGUGGCACACGCAUCCUCCCUGCACUCGCAGUGGACGGAGGAGGUGCAGGAGCAUGUUCUGAGUCUCCUUGUCCGUGUGCUCUCAACAGUCACUGUGCAGGAAUUUGUCCAACUCACGAGCAUCGCCGCCGCAUUGCCGAUGGUGCAAGCAGAGGCGGGUGUGCCUCUUCUUAAGGCCUUUUUGGCGCAAAAUACGCUUAACACAGAUCGUGCUUUGGAAUCGCUAAGUAUUAUUGGACAGUGUGUCGGUGUCACUCCCUACGACCUCGUGCCCGUCCUCGAGGAGGCGGGGUUGCUGACGACGCCUGUCGAGGUCAAUACUGCGCGAGGUAUGUGGCACGCAAAGGUGCUGUUGCUGGCAGCUCGGCUUGCCACGCCCGACAACAUCGACAAGGUCUACAACGCGGUGCUGGGACAGCUGGACCACGUCAUGCAAGACGGUGCUGCGCUGCCGGAGAACGUGACAACCCUCGAGGUACUCCUCUUUGCCGUCAUGGCAGUGGGACAUAAAAAACCCGUGGAGAUGCUGAAGCAUUUGAAUGAUGAUGCGUUUGCCGCGAAGUGCAACGGCCUGACGGAACUCGUCACUAGGCUGGAACCACUUUUGGUAUAUGCAGUCAAGAAGCGUAUGCAGAGGUCGGUGGCGGGACAAAAGGAGGCCGAGGUGCUUGCCUGUUGCCACAACGUGCGGACCAUCCUAAGCGCCUUCUCCGGCAAACACAUGCCGAUGGGCGCCUUCACAGAGAGUUGGCUUCACAAGAACAAGUUGCCCACCCUCAAACGCGGACGUGAGCCGGAGGCAGCGGCAAAAACCACGGCCGCCACGGCUGUACCCGGCGCCGGACAGUUGGGCGUGCUGCCACCUCUCCCUGGCACGGAGGAACACGCAAGGAAGAGGUCCCGUGGCCAAGCCUACGGGUAUAACAAGAACAGGGGCGGCAAGAAUGGUAACGACCGGUUUCAGCGACGACGACGUGGCGGACAUUAA